Messenger RNA from Uloborus diversus, 1799 nucleotides. RefSeq lists its product as uncharacterized. Bases 235 to 1320 code for a protein of 361 amino acids. Lineage: Eukaryota; Metazoa; Arthropoda; Arachnida; Araneae; Uloboridae. The record is from RefSeq and is a predicted model, not a curated record. The transcript is spliced from 6 exons.
UCUGAAACUUAUGUUUUGAUUGAGAUAAGUUACGCGCUUUAGACAAAAAUCUUAACUUAAUGAAAUGGAGUUUGAAACUGAUUUUGGUGCUGCGGUAUUUACUCUUCAUGUUACUUUCUAAUAGUUCUUUAAUUGUUUGGAUUUGUUCACGUACUUUUUGUACUAGAAGAAUUAAGAGACCUAUUUCGACAUUAUGAUAAUAACCACCAAUAUUAAAUCUCACAUUGAAUUGUGAUGGAUAAUAUCAUUAGAAAUGAAAGACCUUUCAAAUAUGAGCUUAAGGACUUAUGCCAUUUGUAUAAAAAACUUGAAAUUUGUGAUGAGGAUGUUCAAAAUUGUGUAAAUGAAGUUUAUAGUAGUGCCAGAUCUGAAUUUCCUCUGAAGGAUCAAAAUGAUUCUGCAUUUACUUUAUUCUUUACUAGUCUGUGUACUAUAGCACGAUUGUUAUUCAACAUUUUAAAGUAUGUGUUGACUUGUAUAUUCAUCGUAGUAUUUAUUUAUUUGUUUAUUACGUCUCACAAUUCCGUCCAGAAGUUAAUCUUGAGAAAUUCACAGAGCUUUAUAUAUCCUGUUAUGCGCACUCUACGCAUGUGGACGUUACCUCUUCUAAAGAGAUAUGAAAUUCUCUCAGAUUGGCAUGAAGAAGAGUGCUUAGUCCAUAAUCCUUUUUAUUAUGAAUUACCUUUGGAUUGCUGGCCUUGUGAAGACGUCAGAACCUUAGUAGAUCUCACUGGAUUUCAUAAUUAUAGCAGUGAUUACGUUUAUAAUGAGCAGCCAUUUGUAGUCCGGGAUAGCAUAAAAAGGACAGUGUCGUUUGAAAAGCUACGCCAGAUUUACAAAAAACAUAAUGUUAUGCUAGACCGUGGAACUGCAAAAUUUCUAUGUAGUGAGAAAGAUUUCUGUUCUCCGAAAGAUGUUUUCAAUACGUUGUCACCACCAAAGAAUUCAUUUCAAGUCAUGUGGAAAAUAAAUCGCGUGGCUGCUGCUCGUAUAGUGAGAAAAGUCUUUCCUCGUCCAUAUUUUAUACCAAAUGCUAGUGAAGUGGCCUUAGAACGUUACUUAUAUCUAAGUGGAGCUGAAGCAUCUCAGUUCUUUUUGCCAUUGACUGACUUUGCAAAUGUUUGGGUAGCACAAGGACAAGGUUAUAGGUUGAUAGUGUUGGAUCCGUCUGAGCCAUGUGUGAUGAAUUGUUCAACAGUAUCUAUUCUCCUUCGACCAAGAGAUGUGUUGUAUUAUAACUGGCAGUUUUGGAGACCAAGAUCAAGACCAGCAAAUUUUUCUGAAGAUAUGAGCAUAACUUAUGUAGGAUCAUUUUAUUAAAAUAUUUAUACAUACAAAAAUAAAUAUAUACACAUAUAUUAUAUAUAUAUAUCAAUGUUAACUGUCAAAUCUUUGAUGUAAUCAAUGAAUGCAUUGCUGAAUGUGAUUUUAAAAUAUAUUUUGAAAAUACACUGCAUAUAACUUUUUUUAAACAUUAAGAAAAUAGCAACACCAUCUACCAACAUACAUAAAUAACUACACAAAAUGCAAUAAACUCCAAGGUGUAAAAAUCAGUUCUUGUAUUUUGCAACAGUGUGCUUCUUGGUCAGAUACUUCACAAUGAGGAACCUGCAUGCAUUUUUUUUAUUUUUUAAAAUGAAAAUUUAAGCCAUUUUAUAACGAUAGACACCGGUUUCAGUUCAUUCGGACUGCUAGUUAUUUUUUAAUUAAUUUUUAAAGUCUCCCGAUUAGCCCUGCCCACUUAGUUUCCCCUUCUCCGGUGAUGACGUCAAGAUUCAUUCCCGCUCCUCGCUCCUCUA